CCUAUUACGAUAAAUUGACAAAACCAUACACACAACACAAAUCACUUAUCUAUACUUUACGUCUUUACCCGUAGAGGUGAGAGAUGGGUGGAAUUAUGAGUCUGAGGGAGCAGAUCAUUGGCCCAAACUUACGUCCACUCAAGAGGUCCGUUUGAUUCAGCAAAGAAUUAUGGAAUGGGACAGCUCUGCCCCAAACCCACUUUUACUUUACUUUAGAUUGGCCCAUAGAUAGAGGUGAGAGAGAGAGAGAGAGACGUCAAAUGAUGGGCGUGACCUUUUGCUUAUAAGAUACAAUUUUCUUCCUUAUGCGCAAAUGAUAAUCAGUAGUUUAGUUAUGGUGUUAAUGGCUUCAAGCAGAAGAGCAUCGAAAGAAAAGAAACCCACCGCUUUGGACAGUACAAAAUACAGUACUCUCUGCUUCAACCAAAAACAAGUUUAGUACAAUACUUCACUUGAUGGAGCUGAUCUCAAUACUCUAGUUUUUUAUUGCUCUUCUGUUGCUUUCUUCUGUAUACAUUAUACACCCAUGCACACGUCUCUAUAUCUCUCCAUCUCUCUCUGCUUUCAUCAGUUUCAGAAGAGAGGGGCCUCAUUUUUCUUUAAAAAGGCACACCAAACUUUGGCUCUUCCCUUUCAAGUUGGAAAUAUUUAUUAUUCUCCUACUCCAACUCCAACUCCAACUCCAACUCCAUCUAAUCUAAUCUAUCCCCUUCUUUCCUUUUCCUUUUCAUCGUCACUUAUCUCUCUCUCCUCUGGCAAAGUUGCUAAAUUUCUGGCGAUUUUCUGCAGUAGGAAAACUGUGACAGAGUGAAAAAGAGAGAUGGUAUGGUAGAGGGGAUGGGAAAGAACUUGGUGUGGUUGUGACAGACUUCUGAAACUGAUCAUGGGAGGAAAAGGAGGGGAAUGAGGUAAAAGAAACAGAAAACCCCAUCUCCUUUCCUUCUCAGUCCUCUCUCUGGAGAAAAAAAAAAAAAGAAGCUGUGAUUCAAUCUCUUCCCCUAUUUUUCUGUUCCCCUUGGGAUUGGCACUAAAGCCCGUUGUCGCUCCCAGUAGUAGUACAGUCCUGAAUCCCCUUUUCUGGUCUCUGUUUUCAGUUUUCUUUCACUUUUUUGGUGGUGGAAAUUUUCAUCCGUUUCUGGAUCAUGUGGGUUGCUCCAUGCGGACUAUGAUGAAUGGAAUAGAUUCCUCUUCUUCUUGAUCCUUUCACCCCAAAAGAAAACCCCUUUUUCAGUCUGUAGAGAAAAAAAUCCAGCUGAAAUUUUUGAGGAAAAGCAAAACUGAGACGGACUUGCUCACUUAUGGAGUCUACAGAGACUUGAAGCAGAGCAGCAGCCUUGUCCAGUUUCCCUCAAACUUCGUGCCUCUCUCUUUUUCAGCAAGUGACCAUCUUUUUUUGUUAGGAAGAAAGAAAGGAGACUUCCUCUGUUUUUGUCUUCUCUGGGAUACCUGGUGAGUUCUUCUUCUUCCUCUUCUUCAUUUUGCUCUGUUUCGUAUUUUACUUGGAUGAAUCUAAAGCAAGUUUCCAUUCAAGCUUGUUAAUUGUUUUCCCUUUUCCAAUUUUUGGUCUGAAGCUGAAAUCGAAAAGCAGCACAGUAGGAAAAACAAACAGUUAUGCUGGUAAGGCACAGAUCCAGAGCAGUAGCUAGGAAGCAAGCUUCAAUGGCGACUGAUCACCAGACUUCUCAACCUCCACCGACAACCACCCAAAAUCAGACAAAACCCAUCAUCCAAUCCCUCCUCGCUUCCCCAAGGUUCAAAGCCUUCACAUCCGAAGCCGACCAAAUCAUCAGUCCAACCUCCAUUAUCGACUCUGUCAAACCCUUCUCUGCUCUACGAAGCCCAUUUCAACAACAACCAUCCCCCAAAUUUUUACCGGAAACCAAACACCAGUGGGAAAAAUUGGUGGAGUACUACUCCAAGGGCAUCGGGGUCGCACUAAUUGCCGACUCCGAGUCCGAGAAGAAACCAAAACCCAUCAGCGGGCUUAAACUGAGAGUCCAAAUCCCACCUCCCCUGCUUCCAGACUCAUCCUCACCUCCCAAAUCUCCGGCGGAAUUCGGAAUCAGGACAAGGAUUAGUAACCCCCAGCUGCCGGAUUCUUCCAAGGAAUCUCCCCGGGUUGUCACUGAGUGUCUGUCGGCGACGGAGAUGGAGCUGUCGGAGGAUUACACCUGCGUAAUCUCCAGGGGAGCUAAUCCGAAGACGACCCAUAUAUUUGAUAACUGCGUUGUGGAGAAUUACUUCGGGGUUUCAGAGGAUUCGGGCUCUACCGUUCCCGAUAACAAAAACUUCCUUAGCAUCUGCUAUACGUGCAAGAAGAGCCUCGAGCAGAAGGGUGACAUCUUCAUUUACAGAGGGGAGAAGGCGUUCUGCAGUGGAGAGUGCAGGUACCAGGAGAUGGUGUUGGAUGGAGGAUUGGAGGGUUGAGAUAUGAAUAUUGGAGAGAAUCAAAUCAAUCAAUUGGCGUUCUGUGUAUUGUCGAGGGAGGAUUCAAUUAUGGAAGAAGCAUCAUCAAUGGAGUUUCAAUUAUUAGAGUGGUUCGGAAAUUGGUUGGGUUGUGAUGGGGUUUUGUUUUGGGAAUAUGAUAGGGAUGUGUCGUUGGAUGGAUGGAUAGAUUGGCUUUUUUCUCUUCUUUGGAACGAUUUGGCCGUUUUGAUUAAUGUUAGUUUGACUAAUCCUCUCAGUUGCAGAUAAAGAUAAAAGAGAGGAUAGUGAUUGUGACAAUGAUGACGAGUGCAAUUUUAUGUUGUCAAGUAAAUGUGAAUGAGAUAAACCAAACAUUCUGAAAAUGUGAGAGAAGAGUAAGAAAAUUUGGUAACGUUGUGUGCUUUGUCCACGUUUCCUUCUAACUGGACAAAGAAAAAUUUACGGAUUGGGUCUCUCUUUUGUAUUUGGUAUUUAUUUAGGGAGGAGAAUUUUGAUCUUGAGCCGAUUUAUCUGAUCUGUUUGGCCUGUUUUGUGUCGGGUCGGACCCGGCUCGUAGGCGGGGCCGGGCGGGCAUGAGUAUGUCUCAUUGAUCUGACCUGCACUAACUCGUCCCAUUCUCGACCCGUUCUUGUCUAAAUUACAUGUUAUCUUAGUCAAAUUAUUUAAAAUUUUCCUCUUAUUACAUUAUAUUUUAAUUAUAAUCAAGUUGAAAAUAAGUG
Molecule: messenger RNA, 3146 nt
Organism: Linum trigynum
Lineage: Eukaryota; Viridiplantae; Streptophyta; Magnoliopsida; Malpighiales; Linaceae
Source: the annotation of a GenBank genome assembly